GACUGAAGCGGCGGCGGCGAUGGGAGGGAUUAACUACGUGCGACGGAGCAAGGCGGCGGCGGCGGCGGCGCUGGAGGAAGAGGAGGAGGAGGAAGACGAAGAAGAAGCCGCGGAGUCCUCCUGGGAGGAGCUGCCGACGCCACCGCCGUCCUCGCCGGGAAAGCCUUCGUCCUCCUCCGGCAGGUGCUUCGGGAGCAUGUUGGGCGCCUCGGGGGCCGCAGGGGCCAAGCCCUCCUUCGUCUCCUACAUCAGCCCCGAGGAAGUAUAUGUAAGGGAUCCCAUAGAAAAAGAAGUAGAUCCUCACUUACUACCAGGUGAGCUAGUGCUUUGUGAAGCAAACAUGGUUUGGAAGUAUGUACAAGAUGAUGGAUCAAAUCAUGGCACUUACGGAAAACUUAUUUGCACAAACUUCAAGAUAUCAUUCCUUGGUCAAGAAUCUGCUUUGGAGGAUGAACUACAGUUUAAGAAUAAAAUAAUUGGGGAAAAUGACAUCACUCUUCAGUGUGUAGACCAACUUUAUGGAGUUUAUGAUGACAGAAAAAAACCUAUAUAUGGCCAACUCAGAAAAUAUCCAGAGACCAUAAUAAUUUAUUGCAAAGAUUUUAGAGUGUUUCGCUUCUGUCUGAGGUACACCAAGGAGGAAGAAGUUAAAAGGAUUGUCAGUGGCAUAGUUCAUCAAACACAGACUGCAAAGCUGUUUAAGCGUUUGUUUCUGUUCUCUUAUGCAUCGGCUGCACCAAAUGAUACAGAAGUAAAGAAUGGAACAGUGAUGUUUGAGUCUGUUAAGGAUUGGCGUCAAGAAUUGGAUCGUACCAAAGGAAAUCUGAAAUUCAAAGUAGUAGGUGCCAAUGAAAGCUACAGUAUCUCAAAAAGAUUACCUCCAUACUUUGUUGUUCCCAUGGCUGUCUCUGAAGAGAACAUUUUGCAGCACUACGGAACAGGAAUUCCAAUUUGGUGUUGGUCUUGCCAUAAUGGUGCUGCUCUCCUCAAGAUGUCAGCUCUUCCCAAAGAACAAGAUGACAACACUCUGCAGAUGCAGAGAAUCUUCUUGGAAGGGAUGUAUAAGACAAUUGAUAAACCUCCUUUUGAAGCCUUGAAAAUUGAGGACCUUUCAAGCAGUCUGCCAUCUCUGUCAGAGAUCCAAGUUGCAUAUACUAGAUUUAAGCAAUUGUUUUUAAUUGAUAACAGUGCAGACUUCUGGGAUACAGAUGUAAAAUGGUUUUCAUUACUUGAGAGUACAAAUUGGCUAGAAAUCAUAAGGAGGUGCCUGAGAAAAUCCAUAGAUGUUGUUGAAUUAUUAGAAGCACAGAAUACCAAUGUUCUUCUUUUAGAGGACAAUGCUUCUGACCUGUGUUGUGUGAUCUCCUGUCUUGUUCAAGUUAUGAUGGAUUCAUACUGCCGGACAAAGCUAGGAUUUCAGAGUCUCAUUCAGAAAGAGUGGAUCACAGGAGGACACACUUUCUUGGAUCGAUGUAAUCAUUUGCGGCAAAGUGAUAAAGAGGAGGCACCUGUCUUCUUGUUCUUCUUGGACUGUGUAUGGCAGUUGAUCCAACAGUACCCACCAGCAUUUGAAUUUACAGAGACCUAUCUAACUGUUCUGUCAGAUAGCUUGUACAUACCCAUAUUUAGCACCUUCUUCUUCAAUUCUCAACAUCAGAGAGACACUACCUUGUAUGGAGGAAGCCUGGAUACACAAGGGAAUAAACUUAGUUAUCUUUCAGUUUGGGAAUGGUCUGUACAAUUUGAACCUGAGGCACAGGCUUUGCUGAAUAAUCCUCUAUAUACAGAGAAGCCAAAACUAGAUAAAAGUCAGAGGAAAACUACACGACUUAAGCAUCAGCGGCAGCUUUCUUUGCCACUGACAUCAACUAAGCCUCCUCCAAAAAGAGGAUUUUUUAAAGAAGAAACAGAUCAGUUAAUUAAAAACAUUCUAGGCAAAAGAAUCAGCAGGUUGAUAACAUCUUCUGAUGAACUUACGAGUAACUCCAGAGAGUUCUAUGAGAAUUGGCAUUGUAAAGCAGUUGAUCUCCAUGGACUACUGCUGCCACGCCUAGAAGGGCCAGAAAUAAAAGUGUGGGCACAGAGGUAUUUACGUUGGAUCCCUGAAGCUCAGCUUCCUGGUGGUGGUACAGUUGCCACUGCAACAAAAAUUCUGGAUGUGAUGGAAGAGGUACAGGGCUUGCAGAAGAAAAUGGAUGAAAAGCAUAGUGAAGUCUCAGACGAAGAUACGGAAGCAUCUCCCUUCCAGAGAAAUCCUGCUCGCUUGUCAUCCUUAUUUCCAUUUGCUUUGCUUCAGAGACAUUCCCUCAAACCUGUUUUGCCUACCAGCUCAUGGAAAGACUUGGAAGGUGAAGAAGACUUGGCUAGGCAAGAUGAUGAGUAUGUUGAUUUAGGUGAUGUUUGACAGGAUACUACUUCUCUGAAUUGUAGAAAUGAUAAUACUGGCAUACACCUAUCAUAAAUGCCUACAUUUCUUGGGAUGGGUUAUCCCUUUUGGCUAUAUUCUGGUAGAUGCUGACUAGUGAAACUUUUAACAUAAGAUAUUCCCUCAUUUGAGAACAAUAAUAUGUUUUCCAAAUAAUGUUUGAUCAUAUAUUUUAAUCUGUUUUUCGGUAACCAUUGUGGAAAGUGGGCAUGUAGCUGUGUUCUGUAAGGGACAGUUAAAUUGUGGGUUGGAUCCAUUUUCUUCCAUUUGCCCGGUGCCCCUCUCCAAAACGUGUUCUAGAUGGUCACUUUUCUCUGAAAAUAGCAUGGGAGGUGGUGCAGGGAGUGGAAGGAGGACUCCCCCCUUCCACUUUCUCCUGUGGGCUUCUCUGCUUCAUCUUGGUCCCAGAAUUCAAAAUGGUUCUGUAAUCUUUGGGAAUAGAUGUUCAGGCUGUCACAGAAAAUAUAAGAGCCUUCUUGCUUGAGCAUAAAAGGAGUGUUUGGGAAACAUCCACCAGAAUUGUAAAAUGACCCAGAGUCGAAUAUAAGAAUGUCUUAUUAGUUGCAUCUUAAAAUGCACAAUUGCACUGUUAAAACCAGAUACCAUUUUAAAAAAUAGACUUAAACGAUGAAAGUUUAAGUUCUAGCCUUUUAAACUUAAGCUGGAGGAAGGCAAGGUAUUUUAUGUUUAUCAUUCAUUCUGCAUUAUAGUACAUGGUGGAAUCUUAAUGAAGCUGUUUUGAGCUCUCUUACUAUUUAUAAUUUACGUUCACAGUCUCUUCUUUAUCUCACUAAUCUGUCUAUCUCCACCAAGUCUAUUGUGCAGUCUUGAUCUGUAAAGUUCUGGUCAUUUCUUGCCUAAGAGCAGGAAUGAAUAAAGCCUAAAGAUGCCAGUAAGCCAUGGUGUUUUUUUUCCAAAUUGUAUAAUUUGCUGAUGCUGAUAUUCACUUACGCCAGUAGCUUGCACUGAGCCACAAGUCCUUCUGUUAGGAAGGGCAGGUAAAAAACUAUAUAUAGCUAUGAAACUGGAUUUGUUAUCCAGUACUACUGCUUUUUUUAUAAACAUGGCAUUAAAGCUAACUAUGAAUGUAAGAAGUUUGUGCAUUGGAUUUGGGUUUUUGGAUAUUGUCUAAAUAGUACCUCAGUUACAAAAGCCAUAUGGAAAUCUUGUCUGCCUGUGCAAAACAGAUAACUUUAUACUGAGAACAGACUUUGAAAAAUGACGAAUUAACAUACUGAAAGCCAGAAGUUGCCCACAAGAUAGAACUGAUGAACAAGCCUUUCUUUUUGGAGGGCUGGAACUUAAUUGAUGUGAUAGUAUAUAGGUGAUUACAGUUAUGCAGUUCUUAGGCAUUGCCUUGAAACUGGCUAUCUUUUUUUUUAUAAGUUGUAUUGGCAACUCAGAUUAGCCUCUCCACAAAGUAUUUCUGCAGGAGUGGGUACCAACUUAGUGUAGACAAAUGCCAAAUGAAAACCUCCAAAGUUCAUGUUGCCUUAUGAAUCUUGUUUCUGUGAGCUUGAGCUUCCAGUAUUUUUGAAACACAAUAGGUCUACUUGUAUAUCAUGUUCUGAAAGUUAAUGUUGCACACUUAUUCCCUUCAAAUGUCUUUAGCAUUUAUAUUAUACUUCCUUGCAGUUAGUACAUUUUCUGACUGCUUGGAGUAUGAUCUGAAUUCACUUUAAAACACUAACCUUUGAAAUGCUUAAUUUUCUUAAAUUGUUUUCUUUGAAAGCUAAGCGGUUUGUAAAUAUAUUGAUCAUGGAAAUGUAUUUAUCAAUAAGCUGUCAAGUACUGUGUUUUUAUUAAAAAAACUCUCAAAUAGAUAUCUGGAGGGAUUUUUCAUGAUAGCUUAUGGAACUGCCUUCUUCUAACAGUAAUGGACAUGGCAUUGAGAUGCUCAAAAUGCAGCACUGAUUGAAUGGAAACAUAUUUAUCUUACUAUAUUGGUUUUUCAGUUUUGUGUUAUACCUCCCAGUUUUUACACUGAAUACAAGCUUCGCUUUAAUAGUACUUGAGGAAAAUAUCUUCCUGUUAAUUCUCAACUCUUAGACAAAUGUAUUUGUUAAUAAAAUGUACUUUUACUAUU
This is a messenger RNA of Sceloporus undulatus (fence lizard), 4511 nucleotides long. It is a transcript of the gene MTMR12, whose product is annotated as myotubularin related protein 12. The transcript has 16 exons. The coding region runs from base 20 to 2404 and encodes 794 amino acids. The record is from RefSeq and is a predicted model, not a curated record. Lineage: Eukaryota; Metazoa; Chordata; Lepidosauria; Squamata; Phrynosomatidae.